CACAGCCUCAUCCCACCCCAGAGCCAGUUGCACUGGGGGCCCAGUGAUCCCUUCCCAGUAGCCACCAUGAAGCUGGAGAAGGAGCCGGAGGCGCCGCUGCAGUUCUCACUGGCAGCAGAGUCAGACUUUGAGGAGGUCGUGGCCAUGUCCGAGGGCAUCUACGGGGGCCUGGACUACCUGCCCAGCCGCUACCAUGCCUGGUUGCGUGAGCCCCAGCGCACUGUGGUGCUGGCGAAGCGUGCUGGUGCCGUGAUCGGGCUGCAGUCGGUGGUCAUAAUUGAUGGCGGGGAGACAGCACUGGUGGAGGGGCUACGCGUGGCCCCCUGGGAGCGGGGCAAGGGCGUCGCAGGGGAGCUGCAGCGCUUCUGCGCUGGCCUCAUCAAGCAGCAGCACCCGGGGGUGAAGGUCUCACGCCUGACCCGCGAUGACCCACUGGGCCCCAAGGACUUCCGCAAGUACCGCAUCGUGGCCAAGCAGGUACCCACCAUGCCCCUUAAUGGGGUAUUAUGGUAGAUGCAGCACUGGGUGAACUCCCAUUAGAUGUAUUAUGGUAGCACAUGCCCCCCCACCCCCUCCACCAGGGUCUAUCCAGGAUGUGGGGGUUCAUAGUAGGUAUACUAUGGUAGUGCUGUUCCCCUCCCUUAGGUAUAGAUCUAGCAAAGAUGGGGGUGGGGCACAUACUAGGUAUAUUAUGGUAACACUGCCCCCCCCCUUAAGGGUGUAUCCAGCAAUCUUGGGGGGUUCAUACUAUGUAUAUUAUGGUAGCCCUGAUCUGCUCCUUAAGGAUCUAUCCAGAAAUGGAGGGGUCAUUCUAAGUAUAUUAUGGUAGCACAUGCCCCCUCCUCAAGGGUCCAUCCAGCAAUGUAGUGGGGUUAAUACUAGGUAUAUUAUGGCAGCACUACCCACCCCUGACCUAUCCUUCAGGACAGAUCCAGCAUGGAAGGCUCAUAAAUAUAUUACGGUAUCAUUGCCCACCCCUCCUAACCCCCUAUGGGAUAAAUCGGGCCGGGGGGGCGGGCUCCUAAUAGCUAUCUUAUGGUUCACCUUCCCCCACUCCCCUAUCAUGGGGGGAGGUGGUAUUAUGAUAAAUCUGAGGCUGGGAUCAUAUUGGGUAUGGUAUGGUAUCACUGCCCAGACCAUCCCCUCCCCCCACAUCAGGGUCUUCUGGAAAGGGAGGGCGUAUGUAUAGUAUAUUACGGUAGAACUUCUCACACUCAGAUCCCAGCUUAAUGGGGUCAUAUUAGGUGUAUUACCGUAUCGCUUCCUAGACACCCCCCCCCCCACAUCAGAGUAUUAUGGUCUAUCUCAUACGUGUGUGGGGCUUCUAUGCAGUAUAUUACGGUAGAGCUCUCCAAACCGCCCUCCCCCCCAGCAGGGAAUGAAACCCAGGCGUCCGGGCUGCCAUGUGACCCCCCUCCCCCCAACCUGCGACCCACUUUCUCGCGGUCACGUGAUCGGGGGGGGAAUCCACUAGCCCCGAAAUCGAUCUGGGCGCGUGACACGGAAAGAGGAAGGGGGGGGCGGACGCCCGGGCUCCGUGGGGGGGGCAGCGCCGCGCGCCCCCCGUGACCCCGCGCCCCGCGCCCCCAGGCCAUCCUGCACCUGCGCUUCGAGGCGCCCGAGCUGCUGCCGCGCUUGGCCGAGGCUGCGCGGGACCUGCCGCCCCCGGCCCCGCGGGCCCUGGCGCCGGCCGAGCUGCGGGCGCUGCUGCUGGGCGAGGGCGCGGCGCGCGACCUGCUGCCCGGCGGGCUGGUGCUGCAGGACUGGCAGCCCUACCGCCCGCUGCCCGCCAACCUGCCGCUGCUGACCGCCAAGGGGCUGCUGGGCGCCGGCGGCGCUCCCGGCCUGGCCUCGCUCAGCGCGCCCGCCUUCACCGUGCCGCGCGGCGGCGCCCAGCUCAGCCUCGACGCCUUCGGCGGGCGCCCGGCGCCGGCGCAGCUGCCCGCGCACCUGCUGCUGCACCUGGGCACCCGCCUGGCCGGGCUGCGCGGCGCCGUGGCCUGCCAGCUCUGCCUGGCGCCCGAGCUCUGGGACGGCGCCGCCCGCUUCUGCCGCGACCGCCUGGGGCUGCCGCCCUCCCGCCCCUACGCCGAGCAGGUGGUGCUGGAGGCCGACCUCUAGGGGCGCCCCGAGCCCCGGGCAGGGCCCGCCGGGGUAGAGCGGGACAGGACCCGGCCGGCCGGGCGCGGAGACCCCCCCAUCUCACCUGUCCAGGGAGGAGAUAGGGCCGGGGGGGGGGUCCAGGCACCCGAAGAUCUCACCUGUCCAGAGAUGAGACAGGGCCCAGGCGUCCGGCCGCUGAGAC
Alligator mississippiensis (American alligator) is the source of this 2305-nucleotide messenger RNA. It is a transcript of the gene NAT16, whose product is annotated as N-acetyltransferase 16 (putative). The coding region runs from base 67 to 513 and encodes 148 amino acids. Gene Ontology annotation, molecular function: acyltransferase activity, transferring groups other than amino-acyl groups. The record is from RefSeq and is a predicted model, not a curated record. Lineage: Eukaryota; Metazoa; Chordata; Crocodylia; Alligatoridae. The transcript is spliced from 2 exons.